GCCACACUGACUUUUUCGUUGUGCCGACUUGUUUAAGUUCUAGCAUUUAUUUGUUUUAUGUGGAAUGUCAGCUUACUGGAAGCCCCAGAAGCCAACGAGUGAAAGAUGCGCAUCUGCAUGGUGUCGGACUUCUUUUACCCGAGCAUCGGCGGGGUGGAGGAGCACGUCUACAACCUCUCGCAAAUGUUGCUCACCCAGGGCCACAAGGUCGUGGUGCUGACCCACGCCUACGGGGACUGCAGUGGCGUUCGCUAUGUGACGGGUGGAAUGAAGGUCUACUAUCUGCCCAUCAAGGUGUGCUACAACCAGUGCAUUCUGCCCACUGCCGUCUGCAAUGUGCCCAUGUUGCGGGCGGUGCUCCUCCGGGAGCGUGUGGACGUGGUCCAUGGCCACUCUGCCUUCAGUGCUCUGGCCCACGAGGCGCUGAUGGUGGGCUCCCUGCUGGGCUUAAAGACUGUCUUCACCGAUCACAGCCUAUUUGGCUUCGCGGACCUUUCCGCCGCUCUGACCAACAAUCUGCUGGAGGUCAACUUGGGCAUGGUAAACCACGCCAUCUGUGUUUCCCACAUUGGCAAGGAGAACACUGUUUUACGCGCUCGAGUGGCCAAACAACGUGUUUCCGUCAUUCCCAAUGCUGUGGACACCGCCUUGUUUACCCCUGAUCCUGGACAGCGUCCCAGCAAUGACACAAUUAACAUUGUGGUGGCCUCGCGUCUGGUCUACCGCAAAGGCAUCGAUCUGCUGGCUGGCAUCAUUCCCCGUUUUAAGAACACUCCAAAUGUGAAUUUUAUCAUUGUCGGCGAUGGACCGAAGCGGGAUCUGCUGGAGGAGAUUCGCGAAAAGACCAACAUGCAAGAAAGAGUGGAAAUGGUGGGCGCGGUGGACCAUGCCAAGGUGCGCGAUGUCCUGGUGCGUGGCCACAUUUUCGUGAAUACCUCAUUGACUGAGGCCUACUGCAUGGCCAUCGUUGAGGCUGCUUCCUGUGGCCUACAAGUGGUGUCCACCUGUGUGGGUGGGAUUCCAGAAGUGCUGCCCAAGAGCUUAAUACUACUGGCGGAGCCAGACAUAGAUGCCAUACACGCUGCAAUUUUGUUGGCCAUCGAAAGGCAUCAGAGGAGUUCCUUUAAAGUUAGCCCUCGUGUUGCCAAUGGACACUUGCCGUCGGAGGCUAACGGAAAAGGAAAGCGGCGACGUCGCAAGAAAGUGGAUGCUCCUACCUCACUUCCGCAACUGCCAUCAUCCUCGACUCCUCCCGCGGAUCAGAGUAGCCACACAGAACCAGUGAUGUGUCCCUAUAAAUGUAAUGAACUGGUGGAGACGCUCUACAACUGGGAGGACGUGGCCCUCCGAACGGUCAAGGUAUAUAAUCGGGUUCUACAGGAGCGCUCCUUCACCACCAGUGAGCUGGUGUUUGCUGUGUGGCAGCACGGAUCCUGGUUCCUAGUUUUUUUCGUAGUGGCCCACUUUAUGAUGCGUUUGCUGGAACUUUGGCGACCUCAGAAACGCGUAGAGCUAGCCCAGGAUUUGCAACGUCCGCUCAGCUAGCGAAGAGCAAACGGA
Drosophila rhopaloa is the source of this 1560-nucleotide messenger RNA. RefSeq names its product phosphatidylinositol N-acetylglucosaminyltransferase subunit A (gene PIG-A). Gene Ontology annotation, cellular component: glycosylphosphatidylinositol-N-acetylglucosaminyltransferase (GPI-GnT) complex. The transcript has 4 exons. NCBI's taxonomy places the organism in Eukaryota, Metazoa, Arthropoda, Insecta, Diptera, Drosophilidae. Bases 106 to 1545 code for a protein of 479 amino acids. Gene Ontology annotation, molecular function: phosphatidylinositol N-acetylglucosaminyltransferase activity. The record is from RefSeq and is a predicted model, not a curated record. Gene Ontology annotation, biological process: GPI anchor biosynthetic process.